This is a messenger RNA of Cygnus atratus (black swan), 1125 nucleotides long. RefSeq names its product glutaredoxin 5 (gene GLRX5). The transcript has 2 exons. Lineage: Eukaryota; Metazoa; Chordata; Aves; Anseriformes; Anatidae. The record is from RefSeq and is a predicted model, not a curated record. The coding region runs from base 31 to 534 and encodes 167 amino acids.
GCAGUUGGUGCGGGCGGGCGGCGGGGAAGGAUGAGUGGCGCGCUGCGCGCCGGCCUGCGCCUGGCCGGGAGCGGCUGGGCAGUGCGGGGCUGGGCCGGGCGGCGGCGGCUGAGCCAGGCGGCGGCCGAGGGCGGCGGGGCCGAGGGAGGCGGCGGCUCGGGGUCGGGCUCGGGCUCGGGGUCGCGGGAGGCGGUGGAGCGUCUGGUGCGGGCGCACCCGGUGGUGGUGUUCAUGAAGGGCAGCCCCGCGCAGCCCCUCUGCGGCUUCAGCAACGCCGUGGUGCAGAUCCUGCGGCUGCACGGCGUGGAGGACUACCGCGCCCACGACGUGCUGCAGGACCCCGACCUCCGCCAAGGAAUAAAAAACUACUCAAACUGGCCCACCAUCCCACAAGUAUACCUCAAUGGUGAAUUCGUUGGUGGCUGUGAUAUACUCCUCCAGAUGCAUCAGAAUGGAGAUCUUGUAGAAGAGCUGAAGAAGUUAGGAAUCCGCUCAGCACUUCUGGAUGCAGAAAAAGACCAAGACAAAAAGUAAAAUGAGCGAAUAAAGAUGCUGUGACAGGAAUAAGGAAAGUCUUCAAUAAGAACUUGUUACCAGUAAAGCCUUAUGUACUUCAGCUCAAAGAAGGCAUCUUUUUGAACUGACACUAAGAUUUAUCAGUGGCUGUCUCUUAGCUCAUGGUGAAUGUAGUGAUCUCAGUAUUUUGGUUUAUGGAUAUUGUUGUGAAAAUUUGAGUAUAACCACUGCACUGUAAGGCAUACAUUUGUGGAAAUCAUGUUUAAAAGCAAGUACACUUCUAAAAACAUUCUCUUGAUUGAGGGCAGGAGUAAACCAAAAUAAUUUUAUUUUUAUGAAUUUUGAGUUUGUUUCUUUGUUCUUUGUUACAUGAACCUAUGCAAACAGUGUUUGCAUUCCCUUGUUCCUUUAACAAAAAAAAGUGCGAAGUAGUGGUGCAUCUUCUUUUGUAUAACUCCUGAUAAGACUUCCUGAGAGCUUGUAAAAUGUAUCUUGUAUGAUAUAGGAGGAAACAGUCUUCAAACAAUAUAGUAGAAAAGAUGAUAUGAGAGUGCAUGAAAUAUACUUUUAUUCUAAAGGGUAAAAAAUAAACAUACUAGUACAAAUACA